GGGAUGUCUGCUGGAUUUUUUUUUUUUUUCUCUUCCAGAUGGUGGUAAGUUUUGGGUGGCUUUGGAGCUCAGGGAGUGGAGGUUCGGGGAUGAAAGAUGUGUGUGGGGGCUGAGUUGGGCAGUGUAGCCAGCUCAGGGGCAGCCUGUCUCUUGCCUCCUGCCAUUCCCAGAACAGGUGCCUUGUCCUGGUGCCUGGGUGGACGGGCAGAUAUGAAUGAGCACAGGCUCACUCUGUAGCUUUCUCCUUUCAGCAGAUACUCAGGGAAUACUCAGGAUGUGUCAGGGGUCAGCUUAAUCCCUGACACUCAGGAUGCUGAGGGAGUCAAAAGGAAGGCCAGCUCCACAGAAGCUCAUACCUGGUGGGAGAGAAACACCUAUAAUGAGGUAUGAGGAGCUCAGUUUUCCAGGUGUGGAAAAAAAAGGGGGGUGGGAGCAGUAAGGAGGAAGUGUUGAUUGUGGCAGUAGUUACUAUUCUUUUCUUAAGGAAGUCCUCAUAGACCAGGCACUGCAUAGAUUUCAGUGCCUGUGUGAGUGACCCACUUGGCCACUGAGUGGGUGGCCUGAGCUUCACAAGUCACGACAGAGCUGGCAUUCAGAGGAGGUGACCAUGCAGACACACAGCAGGCUGGCACCAGGGGAGGAGUGAGCCCAGUGCAGGUCAGACUUUUUCUUAAAAGGACAGUCUUCCUAAAUUCCAUGACAGUGAAGAUUUGGAAGUUUUCCACAAUGGCAGUGCUUCUGGAAAAGUCUAAGGGAGUGUAAGAGGCUUAACCUUCAGUAGCAGAAAAAUCAGGCCACCAGCAAGUGACCAAGUCAGAGGGAAUCUCUUUGUUAAGAAAGACAACUAGAUCCAUUUCUGAUUAGUAUCUUCCAACACCUGUGGAUUACUGAAGGAAAUCAGACCAGAUCUGAAAAUUGUCCAGACUUCCAUUGAAUUAAAAGAGUAAAUAAAAAGAAAGGAUACUACAGUUGCUUUUACACAAAUCUGUUCUAUUUGAGAGACAACAAGAAGAUUAUAGUUGAAAUUUUUAUCCAAAAAGUUUCAUGAACACAUUCUGCACUUAAACCACUGCACAUAGAAUGGAUGAUGGUUAUCGAAACAGGCCAAAUUUCUACCACGGAGCAAGGGAUAUAGCUCAAGAGGCAACCAUGCAGACCCGAAACCAAGGAAUGAAUGACUACAAAUAUCAGGACAACUAUGAAGGCUAUGCCCCCAAUGAUGGCUAUUACCGUGGCAAUGAGUCCAACCCAGAAGAGGAUGCACAGAGUGAUGUUACAGAAGGCCAUGAUGAGGAGGAUGAGAUCUAUGAGGGAGAGUACCAGGGCAUCCCUCACCCAGAUGACAUCAAGGCCAAGCAGACCAAGAUGGCUCCCUCUAGGGCAGAUGGCCUUCAGGACCAAGCUGACAUGAUGGCUGAGAGAAUGGAAGAUGAGGAGCAAUUGGCUCACCAGUAUGAAACCAUCAUUGAUGAGUGUGGCCAUGGGCGCUUCCAAUGGAUCCUCUUCUUUGUCUUGGGUUUGGCCCUGAUGGCUGAUGGGGUGGAAGUGUUUGUGGUGAGUUUUGCUCUGCCCAGCGCAGAGAAAGACAUGUGUCUGUCCAGUUCCAAGAAGGGAAUGCUUGGGCUGAUAGUCUACCUGGGGAUGAUGGCAGGGGCCUUUAUCCUAGGGGGCCUGGCUGAUAAGCUGGGGAGGAAGAGAGUCCUCAGUAUGUCUCUGGCCAUCAACGCCUCCUUCGCCUCUCUGUCCUCCUUCGUGCAGGGGUACGGAGCCUUCCUCUUCUGCCGACUCAUCUCAGGCAUAGGUAUUGGGGGUUCUCUGCCCAUUGUCUUUGCCUAUUUUUCUGAAUUUCUGUCUCGGGAAAAGCGAGGAGAGCACCUCAGCUGGUUGGGCAUCUUCUGGAUGACUGGGGGCCUCUAUGCAUCUGCCAUGGCCUGGAGCAUUAUUCCACACUAUGGCUGGGGCUUCAGCAUGGGCACCAACUACCACUUCCACAGCUGGAGAGUGUUUGUCAUCGUCUGUGCCCUGCCCUGUACCGUGUCCCUGGUGUCCCUGAAGUUCAUGCCGGAGAGCCCAAGGUUCCUGCUGGAGAUGGGCAAACAUGAUGAAGCGUGGAUGAUUCUCAAACGAGUCCAUGACACCAACAUGAGAGCUAAGGGCACCCCAGAGAAGGUGUUCACGGUUUCCAACAUCAAAACUCCCAAACAAAUGGAUGAAUUCAUUGAGAUUCAAAGUUCAACAGGAACUUGGUACCAGCGCUGGCUUGUCAGAUUCAAGACCACCUUCAAGCAGGUGUGGGAUAAUGCUCUGUACUGUGUGAUGGGGCCCUUCAGGAUGAACACACUGAUUCUGGCCGUGGUCUGGUUCACCAUGGCUCUGAGUUACUAUGGACUGACAGUUUGGUUCCCUGAUAUGAUCCGGUAUUAUCAAGAUGAAGAAUACAAGUCCAAAAUGAAGGUGUUUUUCGGAGAGCACGUGUAUGGUGCCACAAUCAACUUUACAAUGGAAAAUCAGAUUCACCAACAUGGGAAACUUGUGAACGACAAGUUCACGAAGAUGUACUUCAAACACGUACUUUUCGAGGACACGUACUUUAAUGAGUGCUAUUUUGAAGAUGUUACAUCAACUGAUACCUAUUUCAAAAACUGUACCAUUGUAUCAACUGUCUUUUAUAAUACAGAUCUCUACCAGCAUAAGUUCAUCAACUGCCAUUUCAUCAACUCUACUUUUAUGGAGCAGAAGGAGGGCUGCCACAUGGACUUUGAACAAGACAAUGACUUCCUGAUUUACCUUGUCAGCUUUCUGGGCAGUCUGUCUGUCUUGCCAGGGAACAUCAUUUCUGCCCUGCUCAUGGAUAGAAUUGGAAGGCUCAAGAUGAUUGGUGGCUCUAUGCUAAUCUCAGCAGUCUGCUGCUUCUUCCUAUUUUUUGGCAACAGUGAAUCAGCGAUGAUUGGUUGGCAGUGCCUGUUCUGUGGGACCAGCAUUGCAGCCUGGAACGCUCUGGAUGUGAUCACCGUGGAGCUGUAUCCCACCAACCAGAGGGCAACAGCCUUUGGCAUCCUCAAUGGAUUAUGCAAGUUUGGUGCCAUCCUGGGGAACACCAUCUUUGCUUCUUUUGUUGGGAUAACCAAGGUGGUCCCCAUUCUCCUGGCUGCUGCUUCUCUUGUUGGGGGUGGCCUGAUUGCUCUUCGACUUCCAGAGACCCGAGAACAGGUUCUGAUGUGAACAGCCAAAAUGGGAAGGAAAUGUUGGUCAAAUCUCAUCCAAGAACCUUAAAUACGCCCAACACUUCCUGUCUGUCUCUCUCCAUGCCACACAUGGACAGCACAGAAGGAGAAAUUGAUUUUGUGAUCCCCUAGUUUAGGACCCAUUUCAGCUGUCAAUGUGUUUGUAACUCAGGUGAUUGGUUUGGGGUGUGUCUCAAGCCAUCCUUAGGAUCACAAAUCUGUGUGCUUGGCUUCAUUCAGGUCUCCCAAGCCCAACACAAAGGAGGACCUUGCCUUCCUUCAGGGUGCACAGAGUAAGCAGGCCUGAGUGCAUUUCCCUGAGUUGGGUGUAAACACUUAUUUGCAUUUCUAAAUGAAUUGGGAAUGAGAAACUGUCAAGCUCUCCCAUGAUGCUCCUUGAAGCCCAAUGAUCUAACAAAUGUUCUUUGCAGGGAAUUAGAAUCACCAUGUUAAAAUGGGGCUUGGACUAUAGGAUUCAUCUAUGUUUGCAUUUGAAAGUUUUACCUAUCAUAUUUUCAAUGUGAAAAUUGGCACAGUAGUAUUCAACAUAUUCAGAUAUAGGAAACCAAAUAUUUGAGCAAUACCUAUAUAAUUCUGUUCUCCCUCCCCAAGUGUCCUAAGCUUUCUGUGAUCAUUAGGUGAUACAUUUAAGAGUGAUGUUUAUUGUUAUUUUGAUCUAUUCAGAGAAAUGUAUGGAGAUAGGCAUUCUGUAAACUAACUUUGUACAUAACUCUCUUGGUUUCAAUGGCAGAAAUGGUAUCUACAGAUAGUUGCCAGUAUUUUAGCCAUAUUUGGAGAGGACUUGGUUUUUGAGAUCCCAGGAAACUGAGUAUGAGUGAAUGAAAUGCAAGCACAAUUUCUAAAGCCAUCUAACUUGCUGUCUAGCAAACUCACUUUUGUAAAGUUCACUUAAUCCAGGCACUUUACCUCCUGUAGGUGGAGUAGAUACUUUUUUCUCUUACACAUAUCAUUUUAUUUUAUUUUUAAUAAUUUUUAAUCUUUAUUUACUUGAUAGAGACAGCCAGAAAUUGAGAGGAAGGGGGGAUAGAGAGAGGGGGAGACAGAGAUAGGAGACAGAGAGACACCUGCAUCACUGCUUCACCACUUGUGAAGCUUUCCUCCUGCAGGUGGGGACCAAGGACUUGAACCCAGGUCCUUGCACACUGUAACAUGUGCACUCAACCAAGAGCUUCACCAACUAUCCCCCACAGAUCACUUCUUCAAUACCAGCUGUUGACUUUACUACUCACCCAGAAGCAACAUGACACAUGCUCAAUGGCUUCUGGCACUGUCUUUGUCAGUAAGAAUAAAACACAGCAGACAACGUGGGGAAUUGAGCAAGGAAUGAGGCAUUAUAACCACAGUUCUUCAAAGUGUGAUUUUUUUCUCUUUCCUUUAGCAGUUGAGCAUGAGACAUUUAUUAUGAUGGUUGGGUCUGAUGAGAAGUCUAGGCUGUGUCUAGGUUGAGUGUGGAGGUGGCUGCAAUAAUUUGGAAGUAAGCUCCAUUUAAUUUCCGAGCUUUAACAUCUGCAUAAUCUUUAUGGCUCUUUAUACCAACCUCCUAGCCUACCAAGGGCAAUUUGAAGUUCAUCCAUCACCUGGGUCUUCAUAAAGAGGCAGCUGGACUCUUGCAGCCUCUCCCUGUGAAAGAUUAUCUGGCACCUGUACCUGGCUACUUCUUAAAUGCUGUCACUAGGGCUGAGAUAAAUGCCUCCUUCAGAAUAGCCUCGGUGACUGAGGGAUAAUGUACAACAUCCCUGGCCAUCUGCUUCUUUUUCAUUUCAGAUUCUUUCCUGAGAAACUCACAAUGGCAUCCACGGAGAGUUUAAAGGAUGAGGCUCUCCUUCGUUGCGCAGAUCUGUUCAUAGCUAGCGAUGCAUUUCAUGGUGCCCAGUGUGGGAGCGGUUACUUUUAAUAGUGUCAACUUUACUGUAUCAUCUCUCAGUGCUAAUUCUCAAUCUUUUGUUUUCUUGGAAAUGAUUAGUGAAAGGGGUAUCUCUACUUGUGAAAUUGUGAAGUACAAUAUUAGCCCAAGGGCAUGUAGUAAACAGUCCUGCUCCCAGGG
Messenger RNA from Erinaceus europaeus (western European hedgehog), 5289 nucleotides. RefSeq names its product synaptic vesicle glycoprotein 2B (gene SV2B). Gene Ontology annotation, biological process: chemical synaptic transmission; transmembrane transport. The record is from RefSeq and is a predicted model, not a curated record. The coding region runs from base 1081 to 3222 and encodes 713 amino acids. Gene Ontology annotation, cellular component: membrane. The transcript is spliced from 13 exons. Gene Ontology annotation, molecular function: transmembrane transporter activity. NCBI's taxonomy places the organism in Eukaryota, Metazoa, Chordata, Mammalia, Eulipotyphla, Erinaceidae.